AAAUAUAUUUGAUGAUACUAUAUAAUGGGAGUAGAAAAAGAAUUAGACGAGGAGAAAUUGUUUGUAGGAAAGAAAAGAAGAUUAGUGUAAGAAAAUUGGUAGCAUAGCAGCGUAAAGGAAAGGUUGAUUUUGAUGGGUAGAGUUUUCUAUCUCGAUUUGGAUGGAAGAGCUUACCGAUGCACUUUCUGCCGUACCCCUUUUGCCCUUGCCGAUCACGUUCUCUCCCGGUCCUUCAGCUGCAGUCGAGGGAGGGCAUACCUUUUCAGCAAAGUGGUGAAUGUUACGCUUGGGACUCAAGUAGAGAGAUUGAUGAUGUCUGGACUGCACACUGUUGAAGACAUAUUUUGUUGCUGCUGUGGACAAAUUGUAGGAUGGAAAUAUGUUGUAGCACAUGAGAAAAGUGAAACAUAUAAGGAAGGGAAAUUUGUGCUCGAGAGAUGGAGGAUAGUUGAUGAUGUCGAAGAUGAAUUAAAUUUGGAUGCUAAUGCUAGUUCAAGCGACUCAGAAAACACCUAGCAAGUUGAUUCUUUCAUGGAUUCAAGUAUUGUAGCUAAGCUAGAACAUAUAUUUUAUUGUUAGUACUUAGUAUUCGUCGAGACACGAUUUCACAAAGAAACUCUCUAGUUUAAGCAACAUAAGCCUGGCUUGAGUCCAGCAUUUAUAAAAUCUUUUCAUACGGCACUGGAUGUUGCUAUGUAUUUAUAGAGGGCAUUGAUAGGCAUGCCUGAGCAAACAUCCUGCAGUUCUUGUGGGUUGGAAGAGUAAUAAAUCUUAUUUUGUGAUAGUUAACAUUUUUACUUGAUCUCAAUAUAUCUAAUAUUUGUGCAAA
This is a messenger RNA of Medicago truncatula (barrel medic), 829 nucleotides long. Its product is annotated as protein yippee-like At5g53940. The coding region runs from base 133 to 516 and encodes 127 amino acids. The transcript is spliced from 5 exons. The record is from RefSeq and is a predicted model, not a curated record. Lineage: Eukaryota; Viridiplantae; Streptophyta; Magnoliopsida; Fabales; Fabaceae.